Molecule: messenger RNA, 6469 nt
Organism: Rhodotorula graminis WP1
Lineage: Eukaryota; Fungi; Basidiomycota; Microbotryomycetes; Sporidiobolales; Sporidiobolaceae
Exons: 6
Coding region: 1-6426 (2141 amino acids)
Biological process (GO): positive regulation of transcription by RNA polymerase I; maturation of SSU-rRNA from tricistronic rRNA transcript (SSU-rRNA, 5.8S rRNA, LSU-rRNA)
Cellular component (GO): 90S preribosome; small-subunit processome; t-UTP complex
Molecular function (GO): snoRNA binding
Source: RefSeq, a predicted model, not a curated record
AUGUCGUCGCUCGCCGCCCAGCUCCAGGCGCGCCAGACGGUCGACUCGGCCCGCCUGUCGUCGACCAGGGCCCUCAAGAACAUCCCGAGCUUCAUAUACACCUCGCGCCAUGCCUCGACCUUGACGACGGCCGACCUGCACUCGAUCGCCGCCAACGCCUGGGACCAGCUGUCGGCCCUCGACCCGUUCUUCGGCCUGCACUUCAAGGAGAUCCUCGGCGAGCAGGCAAAGUCGCUCGACCGCACCGGCCUCACAAAGGACGAGAACGACAAGGUCGGCCGCUCGGUCGACAAGGUCCUGCGCGCCCUCGGCAAGCACAUGCUCCUCAAGCCCGCCGGCGUCGUCCUCGAGUGGCUCGUCCGGCGCUUCAGGGUCCAGGACUUCAACGUGCCCGGCCUCAUCGCCCUCCUCCUGCCGUACCACAACACGCCGCACUUCCCCUCGGCUCUCAACCUCGUCGCCGAGUCGACCAUGGCCGGCACCGCGUUCGCCGGCCUCCUCCCCGCCAAGAAGUCGCUCGCCCCGAUCGACCUGACCGCCAUCGUCGACCUCCUUCCGCCGUUCGACGCGGCGCCGACCGCCCGCCCGCUCCUCGACUUUGUGCUCCACCUCCCGCUGUCAUACCUCGAGAACGGCGAGGUGCCGCACCGCGCCCUGACGGCCUUUUGGCUCCAGUCGGUCGCGAGCUACCUCGACCGCGCCGGCACGCGCCUGCCCGACGGCGAGCGCGCCGCCGUCCUGUCGACCGUCCUCGAGGUCCUGCGCACGGCGCGCGCGCACCCGGACACCCUCAUCGCGUCGUACAUCCUCGUCGCCCGGUUCGCGAUGCACAACCCGUUCGACGCCGAGACGCUCCGGGUCGUCCUCAAGGGCGUCGUGAGCAACCGCGCGCGCACCCACGUCGCCGACGACGAGACGGACGCGGCACUCGUCACGACGCUCGUCGUCAUCAGCCAGCUCGGCGAGGACGAGGUGGCCGUGCCCGAGGGCAAAAAGUUCCUCGGCAACAGCGGGUGGAAGUCGCUCUUGCGCACCGCCAAGCUCGACGAGCUCGUCAUCCAGCUCAGCAACCAGUACGACGCGUCGCGGUUCCUCAAGCCGUUCCUCCAGACCCUGGCCCAGGAGGCGCUCACGUCCGAGGACUGCCUCGCCCUCCUCUCGUCGACCCUGAUCCCUCGCCCGUCGGCCUCGCUCGACUCGGACGCCCUCGUCACCCUCCCCGAGCCCAUCAUCUCGCACCUCCUCGCGUCGUGCUUCGCCGCCAUCAUCCGCACGCCGACCGCGUCGCCGAGCAAGCUCGUCAAGCCCAUGGCGCAGGUCUACCAGCGCUACCCGGCCGUGUGGGCCACCCAGUCCAAGCUCGCGACCUCGCGCGCGCGCCAGUCGGGCGACAAGGAGUCCCUGCCGCGCGUCCUCCAGGCCAUGAACGCCGUCCUCGGCGGCGAGGCCCUUUCGUCGGACCACGCCGCCGCCGCCGCCCUCGUCCUGUCGGCCUCGGCGCCCGACGUCGCGAUCCGCGUCUCGGCCUUGCGCGACGUGCUCGAGAACGCCGACGCCAUCGUCGAGCAGGGCAACGCCGGGUUCGUGCAUGACACGCUCAUCGCGCGCCUCGCCGAGGCCGAGAAGGACGUCGCGAGCGUCCUGUUCGCCAAGGAGCACCACGCCGUCCUCGAGGCGCACGUGUCGCCCGACGAGGUCCUCGCCGCCGUCGUGCCCGCCGUCGCAUCGUCGCACAAGGAGGACUACCUCGCCGUCGUCCUGCCGUACCUCGCCGGCCGCUUCGUGCAGCAGCACCCGUCGCACGCCAACGACGUCGUCGAGGACGUCUUCUGGCCGCGCCUCCUCGUCGCCAAGGCCGACCCGCGCACCCGCCUCGCCGCGUUCAAGGCGCUCAAGGGCUCCGAGCUCGAGAAGAUGCACGUCUGGCUCAAGGGCGUCUCGGCGGCGCUGCCGCACUCGGUCGAGGACGUAUCGCCCGCCGCGGCCGACAAGGUCGUCGAGGUCGUCGCCAAGAACAUGGCCGGCGCGAGCAGCGAGGCCGUUGACGCCGCCGUCGCGUUCCUCCUCGCGCAGGUCGCGUCGGCGCAGGGCGAGCCGCUCGCGCUCGCGCUCCUUGUCGCCCUGCGCCUCGCCGGCAAGCUCGAGAAGAGUCGCCGGGUCCAGUUCGUCGUCGCCGUCGUCGACGUGCUCAAGGUCCAGCAGAUGGGCCUCGACGGUCUCGUCGCCGCCUCGCCCGAACACGCCGCCGACCUCCUCGACGCCGGCAACUCGAGUGUCGUCGCGACGUCGGUCCAGAACGCCGCGUUCGCCAAGCCGACGGCCGACAAGACGCAGCAGCACCUGCGCGCCGCGCUUCUCGUCGGCGCGCUCAAGGCCGUCCACCCGCUCAAGGAGGCGAGCUGGACCUGGCUCGCGCCGACGCCCGCUCCCGUCGAGGUCGCCUACCGCGACCUGUGCUUCGCGGCGUACCGCCUCGCGCACGCUCAUUCGGCGUCGCCUGCGUCGAGCGCGCUCGCCGCGUCGAUCCUCGAGACGCUGUUCGGCGCGCUCGUGACGGACGACGCUGUCGCCUUCCUCGCGUCCAUCUACGCCGCGCCGCCGAGCACCGUCUCGGUCGAGCUGCGCCUCGCCGCCCUGCGCGACGCCGCCGCGUUCGUCGAGGUUCUCGCGGCGGCGACGGCCUCGCCCAAGGGCAAGCUCGUCGACUGGCAGGUCGUCGUCCCGAGCCUGAUCGUCGCGCUCGCCGACGGCGACAAGCGCGUCCGUGCCGAGGCGCUCCGGGCUCUCGACGCCGUGCGCCUCACGCUCUCGGCCAAGUCGUCCUCGGCGGCCAAGGUCGGCGUCGUGCACGGCCGCGACAAGUUCUACGGCCCGACCGCGACCCCGACCGCGCUCAAGUACCUCGACGCGCCCGACGUGUCGGCCUACGUCGACAAGGUCCUCGCGUCGCGCACCGAGUUGACCCUCUCGCCGACGCACCUCGCGACGCUGCACGCCUCGCUCCUCGACGUCCCGUCCCCGGCCGACUCGCCGACCAAGGAGACGCGCAAGCGCAAGGCCGCCCUCUCGUUCCGCGCCGCGACCUACCUCGCAUCGCACGUCGCGGCGUGGCAGUCGUCGCUCGUCGCGCGCACGCGCCUCCUCGCCGCCCUCGAGGGCGUCAAGGACCGCGACAAGGCGGCGGCGCUCGUCGCCCUCGUGCAGGAGGCGGUCGACGCGCCGGUCGACGCGCACGGCGCCGCCGAGGAGUACGACACGCUUGUUGAGUACGCUCGGCUUGUGCUCCAGCCGUUCGACGGCGCGCAGCGCAAGUGGCUCGAGGACGCCGGCGCCGUCGACUCGCUCGUUGCCGCGUUCGAGACCCAGGACUCGACUGGUUUGCGCGCCGUCCUCCGCAAGGAGGCCCUGCGCCUCGUCGCCAAGUCGGUCUUCUCGACCGUGCGCGGCGAGACUCGCCUCGAGCUUUUCAAGCGCCUCGUCAAGCUCGCCGUGUCGUCCGACGCUCGCGUCGCGUCCGACGUGCUCGCCUGCAUCCGCGCCGCCAAGCCCGACGGCGAGACGGUCACCCUGUUCUUGAACGAGGUGCGCAACACGCUCGCGCCGCCGACCGCCAAGGGCGCCAAGCGCGGUCGCACCUCGAUCGCGGUCGGCGCAGCGUCGACGGCGAGCCGCACCGAGCGCCUGCCCGAGCUCGUCGUCGUCCUCGAGUCGGUCGAGUUCGGGACGGUCCCGGCGUCGCACGGCCUCCUCCUCGGCCUUUUCGACCUCCUCGCGACGCUCGUCGAGCUGCCGUCGACGGCCGGCCAGACCGACGUGUCGUACCCGGGCCAGCUCAUCCUCGGCGCGCUGGCUCGCGUCGUCGAGAACGUCCAGCCGUCGUCGGGCGUCUCGGCCCACUCGAUCCGGAUGGCGCCCGUCCUCGACUUUAUGCGGUCGUCGAUCAACCCGCAGACGUACUCGCAGUCGCUCCUCCUCCUGUCGCAGCUCGGGCCCCUCGUCCCCGACCAGCUCGUGCACAACGUCAUGCCCAUCUUCACGUUCAUGGGCGCCAACGUCCUCCAGCGCGACGACGCCUACUCGCUCCGCGUGGUCGACCAGACGCUCGACAACAUCGUGCCUGCGCUCGUCCAGGCCAUGGAGAAGAAGACGGCCGGCGACCGCGACAGCCUCCUCGCCGAGCUGCGCGAGCUCCUGCGCGCGUUUACCGACGCGGCCGCCCACGUCCCGCGCCACCGCCGCAUCAACUUGUUCACGCGCCUCGUCGAGACGCUCGGCGCCAAGCAGUUCCUGUCGGCCGUCGCCAUGCUCCUCGUCGACAAGGCGGGCAACAAGUCGAGCGAUGCGGCCGCCCUGCCGCUCGCCCUCGUCGAGCACUUUGACGUCGCGACGCAGCUCUCGGCGUACCUGCAGGUCGUCGACGAGCUCCAGCAAGUCGUCGCCCUCGUGCCGUCGUUCCUCGAGCCGGCUCCCGCCACCGCCGUCGUCGCCGCCGGCGAGGACCCGGUCGCGCCCACCCAGGCCAAGCAGCAGGCGCUCGCGCUCCUCAACUUUGUCGCCUUUGCGCUCGAGACCAAGCAGCUCGUCAGCAAGGUCGACGCGGCGCGCACUGCGACCGUCGCGAGCGCCGUCGACAUCUCGCUCACCGAGCUCGUCCGCGCCCUGCUCGACCUGUCGACGGCGACGUCGGACUCAUUCCCGGCCGAGGACCGCGCCGACCUCGUCGAGGGCGCCGACUACGUGGUGCACGCGACCGUCGCGCUCAUGUCGACGCGCACGUUUGCCGACGCCCUCCUGUGGCUCCUCGAGCUCGCCGACCCGUCGAUCAAGCCUCGCGCGUUCGCGCUCCUCCGCGCGCGCCUCCCGCACGUCAAGCCGGCCCGUCGCGCCGACCUGUCGGUCGCCGUCGUCGCCGUCGUCGACAAGGUGCACGACGUCCUCGUCGCGAGCGCCGACUCGCUCGAGGCCGCCGCAGCAGACGACAUCUCGGGCGCGCUCGAGACGCUCGACGCCGUCGCCGACUCGGUCUUCCCGGACGAGGACGCCGCGCUCGCCAAGACGGUGCCGGCGCUGAUCGACAUCGCCGGCGACGACCACCGCGACGACAAGACUCGCGCCGCCGCCUUUGCCGUCCUCACUAAGCUCUCGAACCGCCUCGGCCCGCGCCUGAUCCCGCUCGUCAGCAAGCUCGUCAACUUUGCGCUCGAGGUCCUCAAGUCGCAGGCCCGUGCCGGCGCCGCGGGCGCGAGCGCGCUCAUCUCGGGCGCCUACUCGACGCUCGAGGGCCUGUUCAGCUCGGUGCCGACUUUUAUCGGCGGCCAGCUCGACAAGGUGUUUGCGGCGGCGCUCUCGCCCGAGCUCAUGUCGCUGUCGCGGGUCAAGGGCGCGUCGGCGGCGAAAGCGCGGGCGGCGCUCCUGUCGACGGCGGCCAAGAAGCUGCCGGCCAAGGCGCUGUACCCGGCCAUCAUCCGCCUGCACGCGUCGCUCGACGGCAAGGAGCGCGAGCCGCUCGUCGGCCUGCUCGACCUGUUGAACCGCACGCUGCGGUACGGCAAGACGGCCGACGUCGGCAGCAACUACCGCGCCAUCUUCAAGCUGUUCCUCGGCGUGUUUGACCUGCGCCGGGUGCACGCCGCCGAGCUCGACGACGACGACGUGGUCGCGAUCGAGGACAACGCGCUCGGCGCGUUUGUCCAGUUCAUCCUCAAGCUCAACGAGCAGCUGUUCCGCCCCUUGUUCCUGCGCACGUACGACUGGGCCGUCAUCGACCUCGCCGAGGCCGGCGACGCGCAGUCGACGAGCAUCGCCGACCCGGGCCUCGUCGCGCGACGCACGGUCCUGUACAAGGUCGUCGACCGCCUCCUCGGCCAGCUGCGGAGCAUCUUUGUGCCGUACUUUUCCUUCAUGCUCGACCAGACGGUCGAGCUCCUCGACGCGGCGGCAAAGGGCGACGUGCGCGACCCGGACCUGUGGCAGGCCGUCGCUUCGGCGCUCGCCAAGUCGUUCGAGUACGACGAGAGCGGCUUCUGGUCGGCCCAACGCCUGGCCAAGCUGUCGGGCCCUCUCGCGCGCCAACUCGAGGCGCCGUCGUCGCUGUUCCCGGUCGCGUCCUUGUUGCCGCUCCUGUCGUCGUUCGGCGAGCUCGUCGCCGCCCACGAGUCGCACCUCAAGCAGUUGAACGGGCACGUGUUGCACCUGACGCGGUCGGACGACGUGCGCGUCAAGCGCAACGCGGUCGACGCGCUCGACGCGCUGUGGCAAGCGGUCGGCGACGACAUGCUCGCGCUCGUGCCCGAGACGACGCCGUUCCUCGCAGAGGCGCGCGAGGAGACCGAGGGAGGGGUCGAGGCGGCGACGCGCCGGCUCAUCAAGCGCAUCGAGGAGCACCUCGGCGAGGACCUGGACCAGUACUUGGACACGACCAACUAGAGGGGUGGUGGAAGCGAGCUUGUAUUGCAUCCUCGUUUGCGGA